Dufourea novaeangliae is the source of this 1515-nucleotide messenger RNA. RefSeq names its product dnaJ homolog subfamily C member 22 (gene wus). Bases 97 to 1239 code for a protein of 380 amino acids. Gene Ontology annotation, biological process: endocytosis. Gene Ontology annotation, cellular component: plasma membrane; early endosome. The record is from RefSeq and is a predicted model, not a curated record. The transcript has 5 exons. NCBI's taxonomy places the organism in Eukaryota, Metazoa, Arthropoda, Insecta, Hymenoptera, Halictidae.
UCAACGACGAAGAGUGCAUCGAGUGCAGCCAGACGUGAUCCAACGUACGAUAUGACGAAUGCGUGAUCCUACCAAGGGACUGACCAGUGAGAUACGAUGGAUGCAACGCAGACUAAAAUUGUAAACGGACACGUUGACGGAAAGGGGAAGAAAUCGACAGGAAAGCAGAAACAAAAAUCGUUAUUUUGGACUUACGUGUUAUGGCUGUUCGGUGGGUUGGUUGGAGCGCACCAUGUGUAUCUGGGACGGGACGCGCAGGCAUUCGCGUAUUUCAGCACUUUCGGUGGAUACUUGGGUCUCGGUUGGCUCCGUGAUAUCUAUAGGAUACCUUCGUACGUAGCCGAUGCGAAUGAAGAUCCUCGUUUCGUGAAUGACUUCAAACAAAUAGUGCGAUGCAAUCGGAAGCCACCGUUCUCGACCAUUCGAUUCACUGCGAUGACAGCCGUUGCAUACUUCUGGAGCGAAUUGUAUCGCAAUGCCAUCCCGGAAGAUGAAGUCUUCGGCAUCAAUUUUCGAUACUUGUUGCUUCUGACACCUCUGGUAAUCGCAUUAGGUGUCUGGAUGGUUGGAAACAUCGGCAGAGAGCAGGGAUCUAUAUGGUUCGCUCUGGUUUCGGCGUAUCUGUUCUAUCCAACUCUACCGUACGUCGGAGAUGACCGUAUGUGGUUAUUUCUGAUGGUCGUUGUUUCCGCUUUGAGUUUCGAUACGUUCAGCAAGCAAUGGAGAUUGAAACCGCGCAAGGCGAAAAGCUUCGUUCGCAGAACGUGUACACUCACUGUGGCUGUCGUCAUCUAUUUGUCAUUAAUAGGGUCUUAUUUGUACUUUAACGCUGCGAUCACGGACAGCGAGGGCGAAGAGAUCAAACUGUCCGAAGCUAUUCAACACUUUCUGACGUCACCGAUAUGGCUUGACCUUAAGGCCAAUCUCGAGGCAACUUGGAGCCAAGCGGUUCAUCAAGGUUUCUGGGCGACGUGGGCGCAACUGGUGGAUCUCACCGAUCCUCGGGGUGAAAUAAACGCCUACAGAGUACUUGGUGUUUCGGAAACGGCCACGCAAUCGGAACUUACGGCCCGUUGGAGGGCUCUGUCGCGGGACAAUCAUCCGGACAAGAUAAAGGGCACGGAAGAGGAAAGGCGACAAGCUCAGGAGAAAUUCAUGGAGAUUCAGCAAGCGUACGAAAUCCUUUCAAAAGCGAAGAAUCGUAGGCAACGCCGUAACAGGAAGAGCGAGGACGUAUAGAGGCUAUAGGGACACGUAAAUCAAAUGAACCAACAACGUGGUAACGAUCAUUCCAAUAUUCGAUGCAUUCCAACAACGCAGGACUCGUUUACGAGGGGUCAAAGAUGAACCGUUCACCGAUCUCAAUCUACCUUGUUGUAUCUUGCUUUUGCGAUAUCCACUUUCUUCGAACACACAGCCAAUUCGUGGGGGAAUAUUGGCACUGUGCUCGUAAACCCCCGAACAUAAAUGUUUAUACGCGGAUGUAAAUUUGUUCGUGUAAAUAUAGAAACGGAA